Chelonoidis abingdonii (Abingdon island giant tortoise) is the source of this 1824-nucleotide messenger RNA. Lineage: Eukaryota; Metazoa; Chordata; Testudines; Testudinidae. The record is from RefSeq and is a predicted model, not a curated record.
AUGGAUGGGAACCAGCAUGUCCCAUUCCUUGUGAUGGCUGAUAGAACAGCAGGCAAUGAGAAGUCACAUCCUGGUGGUCAAGACCCUGGAGGACCUGAACUGAGAAUUGUCCUUGUUGGUAAAACUGGAGCUGGGAAAAGUGCAACAGGAAACACCAUCCUUGGCGAGAGAAAGUUUGAGUCCAAGCUAAGUGCAAAGUCAGUAACUGAGACUUGUGCUAAAGGAAGGGUAACGUGGGGUGAGAGGGAGGUUGUAGUUAUCGAUACUCCUGAUAUUUUUGAUGCAAAGGCCCCUGUUGAAGAAUCUGCCUGUGAGAUCACUCAGUGUAUCAUGCUGUCCUACCCAGGCCCCCAUGCUCUGGUGCUGGUUACACAGCUGGGCUGUUACACUGAGGAGGAUAAGGCAGCAGUUAGGAGAAUACGGGAGAUUUUUGGAGCUGAGGCUCUGAGGUACAUGAUCAUUUUAUUCACCCGGAAAGAAGACUUAGAAGAUGACUCACUGAACGAUUAUAUAAGAGACUUGGACAACCAAGAUCUUCGGGAGUUGAUUACAGAUUGUGGGAAUCGAUGCUGCGCUUUCAACAACAAAGCAACUGGCACAGAAAGGGAUGAGCAGAUUAAUGAACUGAGGAAAGUGAUUGAGGAAAUGGUGGAGGUGAAUGGAGGCCGAUGUUACAGCAAUGAGAUGUAUAAAUGUGCCAAAGAGAAGAUUGAACAACAGGACAGGGAACUUGAGAAAAAGUACAGAGAACUAGAGGAAGAAAAGGUAAAAGAAAUAAUACAUCACUUCAAGGAGAAAUAUAAAAAUAUAAAGGAAGGCUUGAAGUCAAGGCCAGAGGAAGUAAAGGAAAUACAUCUGGAACUAGGGGAGACAGUAUAUCAAGCUUUAGAAAUGCUGUCAAAAGCUCAGAAAGCCACAGAGGCAGAACAGGAAGAAAACUUGCUGAAAGAAAUACAGAAAUACUACAAGGAAAAGCUAAAACAAGAGAAGACGGAAGCAAUGGUGAAAAGGAAAGGGAGAGAAAAUGAAGAAACUGCUGAAAGUGCACAAGAAAGCAGCCACAUCAAAUUAAAAUUCAUCCUUGUUGGUAAGGCAGGAGCUGGGAAAAGUGCUACAGGAAACACCAUCCUUGGCAACAAAGUGUUUGAGUCCAAACUGGGGGCAAAGCCAGUAACCAAGACUUGCAGUACAGGGAGCAUGAUCUGGAAUGGGAAGGAGGUUGUAGUUAUCGAUACGCCUGAUGUAUUUUCUCCAGAGGCCAGUGACACAGAAACCUGUCGAGAGAUCAGUCGCUGUAUCGCGCUUUCUGCCCCAGGCCCCCACGCUCUGGUGCUGGUGACUCAGCUGGGUCGUUACACUGCAGAAGACAAGGAAGCAGUGAAGCGAGUAUGGGAGAUUUUUGGAGUUGAAGCGAAGAGGAACAUGAUUGUCCUGUUCACCCGGAAAGAAGAUUUAGGGGGUAACUCAUUGACGGACUAUGUGAGAAAUUCACAUAACAAAAAUCUUAAGGAGCUGAUUCAAGAGUGUAAGAACCGAUACUGCACUUUCAACAACAAAGCAACUGGAGCAGAGAGGAACAAGCAGGUUAAUGAGCUGAUGGAAAUAACUGAGAGGAUGUUGAAGGAGAAUGGAGGCAGAUGCUACACCAAUGAGCUGUAUUCUGAGGUGCAGCGUAUACUGGAUGGAGGAACUGAAGAAAAGUACAUGAAGAUUGAAGAAAAGCUGAGAGAGCACAUGGCAAAACAAAAGACACCCAAGAAAGAGGCUAUGACUACUGGACUACAAAACAUGUUGAGACAGUUAUUACUCUUACAGCCAGAGUAA